AAGCCGACCGUAGAUUUCAAGGGUGGCCCUCUCGAAAGCAGACUAACUUUAGUCGAUGGAUUAAACCUAGUUUAAACCAUGGACUAACCUUUUCGGUAUUCUCGAAGGCGGACUAACAAUAGUUAGACGUCAAGAGGGUACGGUGGUUUAAAUUUAAUCGCGAACUAACUUCCCGUGACGUCACGACCUUGUAAAUCGGGGCUGCCGUCUGCAGAGAGAGUAAACGGAUUUAGAGUCGAGCGCUCAUGAGGGCUUCAAUUUUAAGAUGUCUGAAGAGGUAGAGCCAUCAAAAUGCGAGAGUCGCUACCGGGUUUUGUGGAUCAAGGAAGAAGUUUUAGAAGAUGAAUGGGCGGACAAUGACAUGGACGGUAUGCAGCCAACAGAAGGGGCUACAUCAUCAGAUCAAGGUUGGAUACCAGAGGGCAUCAAGGUAGAAAUUUCAGGAGAUUCAGAACCAGAGGUUGAUGAAAGACUAUUCCUUGAUCUACAAACAGAUGAUGAACAUAUGGACAGGGAUAACACCAGCCAAAGUUUAAUGUCACCUCUGCAUAUUUCAGAAGAAAGAUCACCUAAGGAUAAUGAGAGACAAGUCACUGAUUUGCAAGUAAAGGGUAAAGCUACAGAAAGUACAGUUUCUAAUUUUCCUAUGAAAGCUGAGUUGGUAACUCGGUCAGAUCACUCUGAAGAAAAGUGUGCAAUGAAUUGCUAUUCUCAGAGUCCUAUACAAGACGAAGAGACAUACUUUGAAGAAGGAAGUGUUUUUGGUGUUGCUCCAGGAUGUUUUAAAGUCAAGCAUGAAGAGAUGGAUACUCUGGAAAGUGAUGAGAAAUUGGAAGUGGGAUCAAUUCAAAACAAGUGUUUAUACUGUAAUGAAGAAUUCUCCACAGAGCCUAUUCUCACUAGACAUAUGAGAACACAUGCUGGAGAAAAGCCAUAUCGAUGCUCUGAGUGCGAUAAAGAAUUUUCUAUCAAAAGUCGUCUGACAGAACACCUGACUACCCACAGUGGGAAAAAGCCAUAUUUGUGUUCAGAAUGUAACAAUUUUUUCUCUCAAAGGAGAUAUAUCAGAAUACACAUGACUAGCCACAAAGGAGAAAAGCCACAUCGGUGUUCAGAAUGUGACAAAGUAUUCACCCAAAGGAGUCAUCUCUUGAUACAUAUGAGAACCCACACAGGUGAAAAACCAUAUCAGUGUUCCCAUUGCAAUAUGAUGUGUUCAGACAUAGGCAAUCUGAGACGUCACAUGAAAACUCAUACUGGAGAAGGGCCAUAUGAAUGUUCAUUUUAUAACAAAACAUUCCCUACAACAGACAGUCUUUCACGACAUGUGCGAUCCCACACAGUAGAAAAGCCGUAUCAGUGUUCUUAUUGCAACAAAACAUUUUCUAACAAGUCUUAUCUAAAAGAACAUAUGAGAAUACACACCGAUGACAGGGAUAACACCAGUCAAACUUUAAUGUCACCCCUGCAUAUUUCAGAAGAAAGAUCACCUAAGGAUAAUGAGAGACAAGUCACUGAUUUGGAAGGAAAGGGUAAAGCUACAGAGAGUACAGUUUCUAAUUUUCCUAUGAAAGCUGAGUUGGUAACUCAGUCAGAUCAUUCUGAAGAAAAGUGUGCAAUGAAUUGCUAUUCUCAGAGUCCUAUACAAGACGAAGAGACAUACUUUGAAGAAGGAAGUGUUUUUGGUGUUGCUCCAGGAUGUUUUAAAGUCAAGCAUGAAGAGAUGGAUACUCUGGAAAGUGAUGAGAAAUUGGAAGUGGAAUCAAUUCAAAACAAGUGUUUAAACUGUAAUGAAGAAUUCUCCACAGAGCCUAUUCUCACUAGACAUAUGAGAACACAUGCUGGAGAAAAGCCAUAUCGAUGCUCUGAGUGCGAUAAAGAAUUUUCUAUCAAAAGUCGUCUGACAGAACACAUGAGAACCCACACAAGAGAAAAGCCAUUCAAAUGUGAUGAGUGCAAUCAUAGAUAUUCAUACAAGCAGGGCCUCAUGCAACACUUGAGGAUUCACACAGGAGAAAUGCCACACAAGUGUUCAGACUGCAACAAGGCAUACUCACAAAGGAGUCAUCUCUUAAAACAUAUGAGAACCCACACAGGUGAAAAACCAUAUCAGUGUUCCCAUUGCAAUAUGAUGUGUUCAGAAAAAGGCAAUCUGAAACGUCACAUGAAAACUCAUACUGGAGAAAGGCCAUAUGAAUGUUCAUUUUGUAACAAAACAUUCCCUACAACAGACAGUCUUUCACGACAUGUGCCAUCCCACACAGUAGAAAAGCCGUAUCAGUGUUCUUAUUGCAACAAAACAUUUUCUAACAAGUCUUAUCUAAAAGAACAUAUGAGAAUACACACCGAUGACAGGGAUAACACCAGUCAAACUUUAAUGUCACCCCUGCAUAUUUCAGAAGAAAGAUCACCUAAUUAUAAUGAGAGACAAGUCACUGAUUUGGAAGGAAAGGGUGAAGCUACAGAGAGUACAGUUUCUAAUUUUCCUAUAAAAGCUGAGUUGGUAACUCAGUCAGAUCACUCUGAAGAAAAGUGUGCAAUGAAUUGCUAUUCUCAGAGUCCUAUACAAGACGAAGAGACAUACUUUGAAGAAGGAAGUGUUUUUGGUGUUGCUCCAGGAUGUUUUCAAGACGAGCGUGAAGAGAUGGAUACUCUGGAAAGUGAUGAGAAAUUGGAAGUGGAAUCAAUUCAAAACAAGUGUUUAAACUGUAAUGAAGAAUUCUCCACAGAGCCUAUUCUCACUAGACAUAUGAGAACACAUGCUGGAGAAAAGCCAUAUCGAUGCUCUGAGUGCGAUAAAGAAUUUUCUAUCAAAAGUCGUCUGACAGAACACAUGAGAACCCACACAAGAGAAAAGCCAUUCAAAUGUGAUGAGUGCAAUCAUAGAUAUUCAUACAAGCAGGGCCUCAUGCAACACUUGAGGAUUCACACAGGAGAAAUGCCACACAAGUGUUCAGACUGCAACAAGGCAUACUCACAAAGGAGUCAUCUCUUAAAACAUAUGAGAACCCACACAGGUGAAAAACCAUAUCAGUGUUCCCAUUGCAAUAUGAUGUGUUCAGAAAAAGGCAAUCUGAAACGUCACAUGAAAACUCAUACUGGAGAAAGGCCAUAUGAAUGUUCAUUUUGUAACAAAACAUUCCCUACAACAGACAGUCUUUCACGACAUGUGCCAUCCCACACAGUAGAAAAGCCGUAUCAGUGUUCUUAUUGCAACAAAACAUUUUUUAACAAGUCUUAUCUAAAAGAACAUAUGAGAAUACACACCGAUGAGAAACUACAGUGUUCUUUCUGUGAUAAAAAAUUUAAUUUUAAUCGUAGUCUGUCUCAACAUAUGAGGAAGCACACUGAAGAAAAGUCACACCAUUGUUCUUUGUGUGACAGAGCUUUUUACACAAAAUCUGAAAUCGAGAGACAUAUGAGAUUACACACUGGAGAAAAACCUUACCUUUGUUCUUAUUGCAACAGAAGAUUUAGGAAAAAGAAUUUUCUUACAAUGCACAUGAGAAUACACCCAGGGGAAAAGCUCCAUCAAUGUUCUAAUUGAAACAAAGAAUUUGCUGCAAUACAUAGUCUGAAAUACAGAGAUAAACCCAUGAAUGUUCUUUUAAUAAACAUUGUCCACAACAGAUAAUGAAAAAGGGUAUUAAAUUGUUUCUCAUGUUUGAUUGUCUUUCUAAUUUGAUCUUUUUUUUCAAUUGAACCAUAGAUUACUUACUUACAAAAAGUGCUCCUUGGGAGAAUCCUGAACAGGGAAGGGGGAGGGGGGGGGGGCUUUGAUAUUUUGGUGUGAAAUAUUUACUACAAUGUAGGUAAUCAGUGAUGUAUUACAUGUUCUUUAACAUAAAAAUAUAUGCACAGAGCAUGUUAUUAGAUAAACAAGCAGCAGAAAUGGCUGAAUUAAUGAAACUUUCCAGCACAACGCAAAAUAAAUAAUACAUGUACACAGCAUUUCAAGAUAACAUGUCUUCCAGGUGUGCAAGCAAUACAAUUGCUGAAAUGUGGCAAGAGGCAGGUCUUUGUAGUUAAAUAUAUAUGUGUGUUUAUAAUGUAAUGAAUGUUACAUAGACAAACCUUACUCCUCCCCAUAUAAAUAUAGAACCCUAUUAUCAGUGGAAUAAGUUUAUGAAAUUAUUUCCAAGUCCAAAAUGAGACCUUUUCUAGUUUGGAGCUUUUCUUCAACAAAAUCUUUACUUUAUCCUAGGUUAAACCUUGACACCCUCUUAUUAUACUUUUGAUUUUGUCAUAACUCAAAGAUAAAGAACAUAGUUGUGUUAACAUUAAUUGUACUAUCCUUGAGAGUGGUGUCUCUAGGAAAAAAAUAAUGGUGUUUUUUAUUUUCAAUUUUCAAUCCCUCAUAGUCAGUGCUCUUUCUUCAUGGUUUUGUGCUUUUUGUAUGUUGGAUUUUUGUAUGUUGGAUUUCAUGAGAAAAUACUUCCAUACUUGUAUUUGGAUCAUAUUCUCAUUUCACAAAGACUACUAAAAACUGAAUAAAUUAAAGAGAAGUAAAAAAUAAAAAGUUCAACUCAAAUCUGUUUGUGCAUCUCAGUGUAAAGCCUGUUGCAAAAUGAUAAUUAUAUGUUCAUGUUGAUUCAUAUGAAUUGGAUCAAUUUAUUAAGUUGCCCACAAUUUAACUUCUCCAUCAGGAUUUGUCACGUUGAUAGCAAAAGAGCGAGGGAGAGAAAAAGAAAAAAACAGGAAAAAAAGAAGACGGGGAAAAACGGGCAUUAAAAAAAACAUUAAAAACGAUCUGUCAUGAGGAAAUUUUUAGUGGAAAUGUUGCAGUUACUAUCGUUAAUUUCCAUUCUUCCCACAACACUGUAUGUGUGUGUUGUUGUUUUUUUUUUACAUUAUAUCGUUUGUUAAUUGUUUCAUGAACUUUGUAUAUUGAUCAGAAGAUUUAUGCUUGCAUGCAAAUUAUAAUGAAACUAUGAUAACCUUACUUUCAGCGUCAGAUUGAUCAAUUUCAUCGACUGUGUGGUGACAGAUUGUUAAAUUUCAUAUUGUGUGAAUAAAACUAUUGAAAAUUAA
Strongylocentrotus purpuratus (purple sea urchin) is the source of this 5031-nucleotide messenger RNA. Its product is annotated as zinc finger protein 271-like. The transcript is spliced from 4 exons. NCBI's taxonomy places the organism in Eukaryota, Metazoa, Echinodermata, Echinoidea, Camarodonta, Strongylocentrotidae. The record is from RefSeq and is a predicted model, not a curated record. Bases 266 to 3547 code for a protein of 1093 amino acids. Gene Ontology annotation, biological process: regulation of transcription by RNA polymerase II. Gene Ontology annotation, molecular function: RNA polymerase II cis-regulatory region sequence-specific DNA binding; DNA-binding transcription factor activity.